AUGGCGGACAUGAUGGGAGGACGGGUGCGACGAUGUCCAACCAGGCCCAUGAUGCUCUGCCUCCGGGCCCCCAUGGAUGACUACACAUUCCCCCGAACUUUCGCCCUGAAGCGGAAAGAUGGACGACCCGGAGAAAGACCCCUCUGUUGCUGGUGGCCUGUGGGCUCAAUUCUCCCCCAUCACCUACCUCCACCUGCGCAUGUUCGAAAUGGCCGCCGACUACGUCAAAUUCAGCACCAACUUUUGAGAUCAUCGGCGGAUACCUUUCUCCGGUGUCGGAUGCCUACCGCAAGGCUGGCCUGGCCAGUGCAGAGCAUCGGUAAGCCCCUCCUCGGGGGAACCCCGAUUACUACACCCGCACGGAAUUGGACUGACCAAUCUAUUCUUAGCGUGGCCAUGUGCCAACUCGCUGUGGACCAGACCUCGGACUGGAUCAUGUGUGAUACCUGGGAGCCAAUGCAGAAGGCCUAUCAACCCACUGCCGUGGUCCUGGACCAUUUCGACUACGAAAUCAAUACAGUGCGGCAGGGCGUCGAGGCCGCUGAUGGCAACCGCAAGCCUGUACGCAUCGCCCUUCUCGCUGGGGCCGACCUGAUCCACACCAUGUCUACUCCUGGUGUAUGGAGCGAGAAGGAUCUCGACCACAUUCUCGGAAAAUAUGGCUCGUUCAUCGUGGAGCGCAGUGGAACAGACAUCGACGAGGCGCUGGCCGCUCUCCAACCCUGGAGGGAUAACAUCUACGUCAUUCAGCAGCUCAUCCAAAACGACGUGAGCAGUACCAAGAUCCGUCUGUUCCUAAGGCGUGAAAUGAGCGUCAGGUACUUGAUCCCCGUACCAGUCAUCCACUACAUCGAACAACAUCAUCUGUACGAAGAUGACGGUGCAAACGCUGGCUCCGCCGCCGACAAGGGUAAAUCUGCGCAAGAGCCCGGACGUUCAGGUUGA
Messenger RNA from Aspergillus terreus NIH2624, 945 nucleotides. RefSeq names its product nicotinamide-nucleotide adenylyltransferase 1. Gene Ontology annotation, biological process: NAD+ biosynthetic process. Gene Ontology annotation, molecular function: nicotinamide-nucleotide adenylyltransferase activity; nicotinate-nucleotide adenylyltransferase activity. Bases 1 to 945 code for a protein of 314 amino acids. Lineage: Eukaryota; Fungi; Ascomycota; Eurotiomycetes; Eurotiales; Aspergillaceae. The record is from RefSeq and is a predicted model, not a curated record. The transcript has 2 exons.